UAUGUUACACGUUGUAAAACUGCCGCUUACAGCUGUUUAUUUUAGUAACAAGAAGAUUAUUCUUUCAGAAAUUUUGGCAAGUAAUUGCUAAACUCCGUUUCUUUAGUUGAAAUUAAAAUGUUAGCUAGUUACAAAGCUGUGAAAUACAUUUCAGCAGUAGAACAAUAUUCAUGGGAGUGGGCAAAUCACCUCCAGGCCGGGAUUCAUCAUUAUCCACCCUGCUGUGGCAGCCGACACCAACCUUCCGAAUUUAGUUAAAUAUAGUAUUUUAAAUGUGGUGGCCACCAUGAGCGAAUAACGCAGCGAUAGUUUCGCAAUCGAUAGAAGCUACAGCAACCAGUUUGGAAUAUAUUUGGCUCGGCAUGGACAAGAAGCACCGCCUCGUGGUCUACGACUGUGAUAUUGGGAGCGAUGAUGCCUGGGGACUGGCCAUGAUGCUGCGGGCGGAGGAGCUGACUCUGCCCGGAGGAAGGAGCUGCAAAGUGGUGGCCAUAACAACGGUGCAGGGCAACACGGACGUGGACAAUGGAACACUGAAUGCCCUGCGGGUUCUGCACACGUUGAACAGGCGCGAUGUGGCCGUAUUUAAGGGCUGUGCCGAUUCCAUUGUGCCCCGCACCUGGCAGUACACCACCCGUUUCCAUGGCCAGGAUGGCUUGAACGAUGUGGGCAACUAUCCCGUGGUCGAUGUGGAGCAGGAACUGCAGCCGGAGCACGCUGUGAAUGCCAUGUACCGUCUGGCCAGCCAGAAUCCCGGCCAAGUGGACUUCCUGCUGUGCGGUCCGCUCACCAACUUUGCCAACUGCAUCAAUCUGUAUGGCAGCGCUUUUCUGGCGAAGAUUGGGCGCGUCUACAUAAUGGGCGGCAACAUUUUCGGCAAGGGCAAUGUCACGAAAAGUGCCGAGUUCAACUUCAUGAUGGAUCCCGAGGCGGCGCACAUUACCCUGGAGCGAUUGCCGGAGCCGGCGCUCAUCCUGCCCUGGGAGCCCUGCAUCGAUGGCGAGUUCGACACCACCCUCGACUGGCGACUGAAUGUUCUCGGCGCUGUCGAUCAUCCCUUCAUAGAGCUGAUGACGCGCGUGGAACGCUCCAUGCUGGAGCCGCGGGGAUUCGUGAAGUGGAUCAGCUGUGAUUCCCUGCUCACCGCCGCCUAUCUCUUCCCAGAUGCGAUGAUCGCCGAUCAGCGGGAUUACUAUGCCACCGUGGAGCUGAGUGGCCACCACACCCGUGGCCAGAUGGUGCUGGAUCACCUGCGCGGCCGAAAGGUGGACGACAUCCAUGGGAAGAAGAUCAAUGUGCACGUCAUUAGGCGCCUGAGCAGUGGAGCUACCUUCCGCACUAUCAUCGCCUGGACGGGAUUCCUGCCCAACACCGAUAUCGCACAACUAUGCGCUUAGCGUCUUAAAUACAUUUCAAGUUUACCACAACUUCCAAACCCUUUCAUACUGUUUAUGGCCCGAUAAGGCAACUGGGUGCUAUGACUUGGCCACAGAUUAUAGUGAAGUGCUGGGGGAAGAACAUGGGUGGAUGGCAAAGAGUCAAGAAUAAUGAUAACCCAAUUUUUGAGACUUAAGCCAACAGCUUACCUGCCAUAUAAGUGAUUGCCAAAUGAUAUUUCAUCUCGCUAUAUUUUCUAGAAGAAACCAUCAAGUGCCCAGUCCAUUUGAAACUACAAAAAUGUCUGCUGUAUAUAUUUCCUUCUACAGAAGUGUAUAAUCAGUGUUCCAUUAAAUCGAUCUGAUGCGAGUGUUCAAAUUCACAAUGUGCUAUAAGUCUACAUACUUGACUACAAAAAAAUUAUGCCCAUCUCCCAAGGAAGUGUCUUUAAAGGUUGGGGAAUUAGCAUAAGCUGCAUUGGUCUUAGUUUAAACUUAAAACCCAUAUUGCAAUUCAGAAGGG
Molecule: messenger RNA, 1899 nt
Organism: Drosophila erecta
Lineage: Eukaryota; Metazoa; Arthropoda; Insecta; Diptera; Drosophilidae
Exons: 2
Coding region: 363-1397 (344 amino acids)
Molecular function (GO): hydrolase activity, hydrolyzing N-glycosyl compounds
Source: RefSeq, a predicted model, not a curated record